This is a messenger RNA of Aedes albopictus (Asian tiger mosquito), 3110 nucleotides long. It is a transcript of the gene cue, whose product is annotated as protein cueball. The transcript is spliced from 4 exons. Lineage: Eukaryota; Metazoa; Arthropoda; Insecta; Diptera; Culicidae. Gene Ontology annotation, molecular function: Wnt receptor activity; Wnt-protein binding. Gene Ontology annotation, biological process: canonical Wnt signaling pathway. The record is from RefSeq and is a predicted model, not a curated record. The coding region runs from base 274 to 2283 and encodes 669 amino acids.
GUAACGAACAGAAGUUAGUCGAUACCCGAGUGCCGAAUAAGACUGAUGUGUCUCGCGUGAAUAUAGUGAAGUUUCGACUCGUCCGGUUGUACUUAACCGACCACCUAUUUCCUUCCUGUCUGCCCACCACCCACAGAAGAGGGGCAGUUGUGUCCUUAAGUUUGGCCUAAAAGUGUCAGAGGCGAAGAAUCUUGAACGGAAUCUAUCUACCGCUGAGGAGGAUAGUGCGUAGAUGCCGAUACCCGCUGCAUAGUGCCUGUGUGAAGUGAAAAGAUGGAAAAUCUAGGAAUUGCAGUCUGUUUUACCGUUCUACUUGCAAUUGGUUAUGUCACAGCUCUCCAAUGGGAUGCCGUCGUCACAACCGACAGUGGCAUCCUGUUCUUCGACAAGAAUUGGACACAAAUAUCUUCAGGAGGACACCAAUUUCAGCACAUUUCGGCGUUCGCUUACGACGAGGUGAAACGGAAAAUCUACUUCAGUGAUCUCAAGGAUCCGAGCUAUCGAAUCUUUUCGUUGGAUACGAAUCCGGAAGAGGAGUAUCACAAAGUAGUGAAACUACUGCCAAAGUCCGACCGGACCGGCUACAUCACCGGUUUGGCGUUCGAUCACCUCGAGCGUAAGUUGUACUGGACCGAGAAAGGGACACAUUCAGUGUACUCAGUCGAAGUCGAUAAGCUGGGGGCCCCGGCGGCGGCGGCGGCGGCGAACGCAACCGAUGGCCUCAUCAACCUUGUCGCCCAGGUUGAAGAAAAUCACGACCUGGCAGCUUUGACGAUCGACGAAUGCCGUAGGCACCUCUACUGGACGAACAGCUACCUUCAAACGUCCAGUAUCGUUCGGGCGGCCAUGAAUGGCACAGUACUGGACGCCCACAAGGAGGACGUCUACGAGCCGAGGGGCAUUUCGGUCGACCAUUACAACAACCGCAUCUACUGGGUGGAGAAAAAGUACGGUCGAGCAUUCACUGUCGAAAGCGCCAAUCUAGAAGUACAAGACAAACAAACAUUCCUCAGGGGUUCGGAUAAAAUUCCGACACACGUGUCACUCAACAGCGAAUAUUUGUACUGGGUAGACCAAGAGGAUGGAGAAGUACACGAAACGAAAAAAUCCGAUUCCAAAGUGACACAAGUCGUGUACAAAGGCAGUCGUCCAUCAGCACUUAUAAUCCGUUCAAGCCUUUUAGUAGAAUAUCAGAAAAACAACCCAAGUUGUAAAACUGUUGUAUCCAGUAUCAUAGACAACGUUAGGAAAGAAUCCAGCGAAGUAAUAGAAUCAUCCCAGGCUGUAACAGCUAAGCCUGAAAUGAUCACCUGUCUUAACAAAGGCAUCCUGAACCACAACACCAACAGCUGUAUCUGUCUACCCGAAUAUCAGGGUACAUUCUGCGAGAUUCCAAUCUGCAACAAUUUCUGCGUCCACGGUGAGUGUGUAGUGGGUGCCGACAGCCGACCAACGUGCAAGUGCCAUGCCGAAUUCGAAGGCGAGCGAUGUGAUCGCAACAAAUGUGAUGGAUACUGUUUGAACAGUGGCCGAUGUGUGCUCAGCGCCUCGGGUCAGAGGUCUUGUACUUGUUCGAAAAAUUUCAGCGGCGCUCGGUGCGAGACCGCUAUCUGUACGUCGGACUACUGCUAUAAUGGAGAGUGUUUCGUGGAGAAUGAAGUUCCCAAGUGCAAAUGCAACGUCGGCUAUCGAGGGGACCGGUGCGAGGAGUACACGUGCAACAACUAUUGUCUGCACGACGGCAAAUGCAUUCUAAACAACGACACCAUGCUGGUGGAGUGCCGUUGCGGCUCGGAGUACACCGGCAAGCGGUGUGAAAUUCCGAAACGGUUCUGUUCACUCGAUAACGGUAACCCAGAGAUGCAGCAGUACUGUGAGGGGGUCGCCAUUUCCACGCACCUAGUCGAACCACAGGUUACCUACUGUAAGAAUUCGUUCAAUCGCACAGUUGUGUACGUCUCACUGGCCUUCACGGCGUCGUUGGCCAUCCUGGUGACGAUUCUGUGUACGGUGCGCCGCAUCUACGAGCGGAACCGGCCACGCAUCACCAAGCGUUUCAAAGUCACAAACAACACACAGAUGACCUCCCGUCCGGCAACGCAGUGUGAGAUAACGAUCGAGAACUGCUGCAACAUGAACGUGUGCGAAACGCCAUGCUUCGACACAAAGAUACUGCAGAAAUCGUCCGCAAAGCCGGAAGACAAACAGUUCCUCCUGGACGAUAUCGAAAGCAUAGCUGGAUCGUACCGUAAGCUUCCGAGCUGCGUUGCCGAUAAAAACUAGCCUUUUUGAUCGCGUGAGACUGAAACUGCCACCAGCACGUGGUCAAUACUCCUCUCUACAGAGCGGCAGCUGUAAAAGUGCGAUUAAAACUGAACUGUACAUAAAUCAACCGGUACAAUGGGGACGGACCAUUGCCACAACUGAAAUCUCUCCAAUAGCAAUAUGUCUUAGUUAGUUGUGAACUAAAUUAUGUGAUUAGAGUUAUGCUAGUUUAGGUGGAAACCCUGCUCGAGAACUGCACAUUAGUUGAGGUGUUAGUCGGUUUGGUUAUUAUGGAAGUUUUUGAAUUUAUUGUUUUAAUUAGUACUUUGUCCAUUUGUGGCUCAUUUUGAAAGGCAAUCUUUUAAUUUGUUUCAACACGUCUAUUUUGAAAUUUGUCUAUUAGUUUGAACAAAAGCGUACUUGAAUAACCGAAACAUGUUCCUUAAAAGCGAUAGAGUACCAAAACGAGAACAAAUAGCAAUCAGCUACAUAUUUCUAAGGCAAUAGAAAAAGCAGGUCAUUUGUAUGAAGUCAUACCACAGAAAUUCAUCAACGCGCAAAGAUUAACAAUUUUUGUUUAAAGAAAACCUAAAAUGUACCUUUUCAAAGUAUGUUAACGUCAAUAGCUCAGCAUACUGUAAAAGUUACUCGCCUUAACAUGGAAAAAAACUCAAUCAAUUUUGCGGUUUGUACUUGUUGGAGCCGCGUAAAAUUAUAGGCGGUUGUUUCGGCUUAUUUAACAGUUCCUUUAGUUGUUAGUGAUUUGUUAAUUAUUUUUAGAAUAAAGGUGCCAAUUAGAUGCCGCAUUAAUUGUCCAAUAAAUAUCAAAUUGAUAUUCAAACAUC